Uncinocarpus reesii 1704 is the source of this 282-nucleotide messenger RNA. RefSeq lists its product as uncharacterized. The transcript is spliced from 3 exons. Bases 1 to 282 code for a protein of 93 amino acids. The record is from RefSeq and is a predicted model, not a curated record. Lineage: Eukaryota; Fungi; Ascomycota; Eurotiomycetes; Onygenales; Onygenaceae.
AUGGUUGAAUUGAUGAACCAUCUUGUUCAUGGUGCUGAGAAGAUGUCUGAGAAGCUCUACAAAAUCUUUACAGACAUUCUUGCCCUCCUGCACCUCAAAGGUGCAUGCACCAAUUGCUACUACAAUAGUAGUGGAUAUCAUUGUUCAUUUUGUCUGAAUGCAAAGAAGAGAAAGUGCAGCAAGGCUGCUACAACCACCACCACCACCACCAACAACACUGACACUGAGGAGCUCAUGAAGGCUGAAAAUCCAACUGUCAAAAAGACAAAGAAGUUAGAGUAG